This is a messenger RNA of Trichoplusia ni (cabbage looper), 7387 nucleotides long. Its product is annotated as solute carrier organic anion transporter family member 3A1-like. The record is from RefSeq and is a predicted model, not a curated record. NCBI's taxonomy places the organism in Eukaryota, Metazoa, Arthropoda, Insecta, Lepidoptera, Noctuidae. Gene Ontology annotation, biological process: transmembrane transport; sodium-independent organic anion transport. The transcript has 11 exons. Gene Ontology annotation, molecular function: protein binding. Gene Ontology annotation, cellular component: membrane. The coding region runs from base 691 to 2778 and encodes 695 amino acids.
AUCACAUUAAUAUUCUACGGUUGAUUGUAUUGCGAACCUAGCGUUUGCGUCCACUGUGCUUAUAUAUCCUAUACAGGUUUAGAAAUAGUUACCGUUUAAUUUACAUACAUCUCAUUUGAAUCUUUUUAUAGACAUUAUGUUACAAUUAAUAAAUAAUUUAUGUUAAAAUCCAUGUGAAUGUAAAUUAAAUAGGGUAGCAAUGAGACAAAGACAUUCCGUAAUGUCGAGACGAGAGGGAAUCUUCAGUAAAGGGCGGCGCGCAGACGGCUUUCAUCGUGUGUAAAUGCGUGCCGCACAAAAAAUGGAUAGACGGCCAAUAAAAACCCCGUGUGGAGAGAAGCCGAGGGGCGGGCUCGCGGGUGCACUGCGCUGCGCCAGUAAUUGCAUGUUGCAGUCGGUCUCCGCCGCGUUGGGUGCGCGCACGCAGCCUCCUAGCAUCCCUCGCACGCGAGCGUCGGGUGAACAAGUCCCCAGUCCAGUAUGCGUACGACUCACCACCGUCAUAUCGUCCCUGCUUCUUGGUUUCGCGAUCGUUGAUCAAUCUUUAAUGUUCUUGUCCCGUUAGCCGGAAGCAUCGCCAGCCAUCAGUGGCACUUAGCGUGCGUUUUGUUUUCGCUCGACCGGGCACAUAGACUGAGCUAGGGGGUUGUGUUAUAUUCGCGUUAGUUACGCUAGUUUAACGUUAAGAAAAUGACGGCGAACGUUGUUAAGACAGUAUCAUCAGCGGGCGGGGAGGCGGGUCCGCCGGGCCCGGCGGCCGAAGACGCCGACAUGAAAGGCGUCGAAGCCACACCAGAAGAACAGGAACGGUUAGCAACCGGUAACAACAAUGGCUCCCUCGACUGCAAGCACACGGUGGCCCGGCCGCAACCGCUCGGCGAACGUUCGGUGUUUGCGUCCACACGGGUCUUCAUGUUGGUGUUCCUCUCAGGAUGGGUCCUUCAGGGCAUGUUCCUCACAUACUUCGUCAGUGUGACGACUACAGUAGAGAAACUGUUUAAAGUAGAAUCAAAGACAACUGGCACACUAUUGGCGGCUACUGAGAUUGGCCAGAUAUGUACGGCACUAUUCCUGACGUACCUGGCGGGGCGGGGACACCGGCCUCGCUGGAUCGCGUGCAUGAUGCUGGUGCUGGCGGUGGGUGUGAUCGGCUGCGUAGUGCCGCACCUGUUGUACGGCACGCCGCUGUUGGACGUGCACCUGGACGCGCAUCGCGCCGGCGCCGCGCCCGUCUGCUACACCUACCAGAACUCCACUUCAGUCCUGUGUGAUGACGCUCACGUUAAGAGUUCCACCACGCGGUCAUCCAUCACGGCCGUCGUGAUCCCCUGGCUGUUCAUCUGCCUGCUGGUGGUGGGCGUCGGCCAGACCGGCAUCGCCACGCUCGGAAUCCCCUACGUGGACGAUAAUGUUGGCAGCAAGCAAUCACCACUUUAUAUGGCCAUCACGAUCGGCAUCAGGGUGAUCGGGCCGGCUCUCGGGUUCCUGCUGGGAGCGCUCUGCACUAGAGUCUACGUCAACCCACUGUUGGACCCAGACUUCGACGCCAAUGACCCACGAUGGGUCGGCGCUUGGUGGUUGGGCAUGGUGUUCAUCGCCGGUUUCAUCGUACUGCUCUCGACGCUGAUGUUCUGCUUCCCGCGCCAGAUCAAACAGGAGCCCAUGGCUCUGCCGCUCAAGAAGAACAAGGACAAACGGGAACCGUUCUUUAAAGAUUUCUUCGCGACGAUCAAAAGACAGUUGACAAACGACAUCUUGAUGUGGCGUACAGCGAGCUCGGUCCUCCACCUGAUGCCCAUCAGUGGGGUCUACAGCUUCCUCCCGAAGUACCUGGAGAAGCAGUUCCGACUGCCCACGCACGACGCCAACCUUGUCUCGGGUCUGGGUGGUAUUCUGGUGAUGGGCCUGGGGACGAUCACAUCUGGUGUGGUAAUUUUGAAGCUCGUGCCAACCGCAAGGCAGGUGGCUGCGUGGACGGCUGCGAGUGCCGCUAUAUACAGUGCUGGCAUGGUAGUGUUAAUGUUCGUGAGCUGCCCAGAGGAGAACUACCGCUACAUCAGCGAGGGCAGCAUUGCCAACAGCAGCAUGGACUGCAGCGCCGGCUGCCACUGUACCGACGUACCUUUCAACCCCGUUUGUGGACAGGACUCCUUCACGUACAUAUCGCCGUGCCAGGCGGGCUGCCUCGGCACCCAGCAGCUGGAUAACAACACGUGGCUGUACUCCAACUGUUCCUGCAUCGACGGUAGUCUACGUGGAGAGAAGGCUAUGAGCAUUAUCGAGCGCUACAACCUGUCGAGCCCGUCGCUGCUGUCGGAGGGCGUGGGCUGGGCGGUGAGCGGCGAGUGCGGCGGGCCGUGUCGCCAGAUCUACACGUUCGUGGCGGUGUUCGCGGCCGUCAUGUUCGUGCACGCCAGCGGGGAGGUGGGCGCAGUGCUGCUCAUCAUACGCUGUACUGAUAAGAAAGACAAGGCGAUGGCGAUGGGUGUGAUCCAGUUCGCGAUCGGCGUGUUCGGCAACGUCCCGUGCCCCAUCGUGUUCGGCGCGGCCGUGGACGCGGCCUGCCGCGCGCGCGACGCGCUCUGCGGGAUGCUCGGCGCCUGCGCCUCCUACGACAACGACAGCUUCCGACAUCUGUAUCUCGGUUUGUCAGCUGGUCUGAUGUUCCUGGCGUUCAUAAUGGACCUGCUGGUGUGGAGCAAGGCGGGCCGCAUCGACAUGAACCCGGCGGACUCGGGACCGGCCGCCGCCCGCCCCGCGCCCGACACGCAACUCUGACACUGCAGCUACGAGUCGCACUUCUAAACCUUAUUGCGACAACAAUGCUCGAAAAUACAAUAACACUGUGCGAGAACCGAAGGUAUCUACGAUCCUCGAUUUUAGACUCUAGCGUUAAAGAAUAAAGUGCAUUGUGCAACAACUACAGUGUAAUUAGCACAGCGAUAACGAUUCAACAUUAUGUUAUGCUACGAGUUCCAUAUGCGAAUGAGAGCUCCUAUCCAAUAACACUGCUAUACGGAUCCACAUUAGACCCUAACUCUGUACGGAUAUGGACUAUAUUCUAACAGCGCUGUGUUAGCAAGUACGAGUCUAACACUCUAUCUCCGAAUCAAUAAGGUAUAUUGUUCUACAACGCUGUGUGUAAUGUAAGUUUAAUGUGAAUCUACUACGACCACUCGAUUUUACAGCGACUUUCGAUUGUGAGUACUACACCUCGCUGUUAAGGUCGAAAUUUGUAUACAGGAUUUUUAUCCGCGUGUAGUUUAGUAUUUAGGCAAAAGUGUAGGUGUGUUACAAUUUGUAAUAUAAAUGUUUUGUGGGGUAAUUAAGUCCGUGCUUCGUGGGCUGGACUUUUUUUCUGUAAAUCGGCUAGACCGCCAUUUUGAGCCAUAUUACUAGAAAACGGACAGACAGUGCAUGCGUUUAUUUGUAUUUGGACAAAAUCAAGAUACUAUUUGUAUAUACAAUUAUUUACCAACGCCAAUAUUUUGGUUAUUUAUUAGAUUCUUGCUAAUAUCACAUAUUUAGUGAAAUACCAGUGUUUUUGAUUAAACUUGUACGGUUUCUAUGGCAACACUUCAACGUGACUGAACAAUGAAAUAGUUUUAUUGUGUGCAUUUUAUUUUGUAUCUAUGCAUUUUAUACACUAGUUACUUUACUGUAUAAGUAUGUGCUCAAUUUUGUAAACAUAGUAAAAUCAACUAAAACUGGGUUCAGGCAUAAUAUUUAAUGUAACAUAAUAAAAUGUAAUAAUAAUAAUUUGGGAGCAAGUGUUUGAUAUACCAAAUUCUACAGUUAUAGAGCUUAGGGCCGACAUAUAUAUGGCGCGUAUAGUUCAAAAUAUAUAUUUAUUACUUUUACACUUUACGUUAGGAAGAUUUCAUGCUUCAACUCGUACGGUCAGAAGAAAACAACCUCACAUAACGAUGUGUUCUUGUUUUGCUGACUGUGUUACGUCACAACUGUUAGUAGGUGAACAUCCUCUGUUUCAGUUCUCGUUUCGGUCCCAUAUUCGAUAUUAAUCGCUUUACUUUACAUCACUGUAAUUAGUACACAUCACACUCAACCACAUUUCAUAUGGGACCGAGUUUGUCGGCUGGUAGUACACUUUGUUAUAAUAAAAAAACUGACACACAAACAUGGUGAAAGGAUUUCAACCUUCUUAUUAAACUAUGUACCUACAAUAGGUAUAGAUAAAGUCUUAGGUGUUAUGUCCUGUAGGCUCAAUCCCGAUACGAUAGAGUUCUGUGUUAAUCUAAUUGAGUCUCGAGUUGGUACUUAGAGACCCGACUCUAGCGCCAAUUCCUGCUUUCGCACGAGUUGAUACUACGCUCGAUCGAUCUCACGAGAUCGAUAAUCGGUCAUGGUUUGCUUCGAUAGUACAAUAUUAAAAUCCGAAUAAUAGAACGAAAUCAAUUUCGGGAGGUGCCUGCUGAGUGACAUAAACUAAAUAUUUACUACGGGUCAUUUAUGGAAUAGGUGAAGUGCAACGAAUAAAAAUGUGUGAAAGUACGCUCGCGAAGAAUCUAACAUGAAUCUAAACUAGGAAUAAUGUUCUUAGUAUUUAAAAAAGUAUCUAGUUUAUUAUGACAGAGUGUAUUCCCAGCGUUACAUAAUAUAUUAUUUCGAUAAUUGCGAUUUACAUGGCUAGUGAUUAGACGUUUAUGUUAGUGUUAGACAACGUUUUUUUUUAACAAAUUAUUACUAAAAUCCCUGUAAAUAGAAUUAAAUGAAUUAAACAUUGUAAUCACAAUAAAUUUAGUGUAAUUUUAAGCAUUUUUAAUUAGAUUAAUGUUUCUGUUAUCUCUUAUUCUUGUAAUAGAUAUUGUUUUACUUCACUAUAGUACGCGCUACGGUCUGUCGUUAAUAUAUUAUUUAUAUACUUAUGUUUUUAAACAUUGAGUGUAAUUAGUAAAAUAAUCUGUUCCUGUACUAUGAGGUAUUAAAGUAAGAUUGUGUCUGUUGUGCAAGUGAGAUGCCACUACACUAAUUGUAGAGCGCUGUUUCACUUAAACAAUGAAAUAAGUUUCCCCCUAUCAGUUCAUGGUCAGCACGCAGAUAAAUGUACCAGUGACAUAUCUUUGUUGAGUAGUAUAUGUUAUUUAAUUAAAUAUUGGGCAUUUAAUAAAGGCAUUAUUGAAUUAAAUAGAUCUUAUAAUGUAACAGUGUAUUUGUUGUAAAAUACUUGAGAAAUAGUAUUUUAACGAGAGACUAUAGCUUUAGGGAGAAUGUUAGGAUUCGAUAAAGGCUGGGCCGUGUGUAAAACUAUUUAGUGAAAUUAGUAGUAACGUUUGUAAGGAGGUUUCAUUUCAUUAUGUGUUACUGUUUACAUUGGUCUAUGGAAACUGAUUUUUAUCAGAUCUACUUAAACUUGCGUAUUUAUUAGCUUUCUAUAUUUAAAUAUUCUUCACGUCCAUAAUUUACAAUUUUGAAGCUUAAGUGUGGAGUUUUAAAGUUCGUUUUUGUAAAACUACUUUUAAGGAAACAAUUUAAAUGAAUUUUGUAUAUUACUUAAUUUGAAGAUGGAAUAAGUAUACUUACCUCGUGCAAUAAUCGGUACUAACUGUUGAUUUGUUUAGUGAAAUCGACGGUCGCCAUUUUGAAUUAUCAAGUACCUACACAAGCAAGUGUCUCAAAUUGCUUUGUCUUGUAGUUUUGGAACUUUUUGAACUUCUUCCCUAAGGUGUUUGAAUAACUUCAGAGGAACAUUAUUAAAUAAUACUUUGUAUUGACCAAAAAUCUCCAUUGUCUUAAGGAAACGUAACACAAUUAGGAUUUAAAUAAAAUUUUAUCACAAUUAUAAUCCGUUCCUCAUUUUGGAAUCGUGUGCAUUAUUCAAGUGCAAUUUUUUACAUCUUUCUCUUUAUUAAUAACUUUAUAUAAUUAAUUAAAAAAUAUAUGUAAAUAAAUAUUUUUUAUUGGCUUUUCAAAUAGUAAAAUUAGAAAAUCAAGUAUAGUUAAUUAUUAUUUUUUAUACAUGAUUGUAAACGAAUGCUUUAUUAUUUGUAAUCACGAAGUACACUUAUGCCGAACACCUUUAAUGGGUAUAGAUAAUGCAUUGUAUAAGAUUUCUUUUUAAAGAUAUGUUUUUGUAUCUUAAUAUAAAUUGUCUGUGGUGUUUAACCUGUAUGAGUGUAUUUGAAUUAGGUGUCUAUUGGAGACUAGUGGCUUGAAUGUUUGUGGUUUGUCAUUAUAGUAGGCUUGUGAGAUCAUAGAAAGAAAUCGUAUACAUUAUUGGAGUAAACGUAAAGGAAAGAUAAAUUGUGUUAAACAACUGAGUCUGAGGUUAUAAUUUGAUCAAUAUAUAUUUUUUGUAAUCAAUUACAAAUAGUAUCACUUUCUGUGUAUUUAUUAAUGAAGAUAAUAAGAAAAAGAACGUAAUGGAAGUACAUUUUUACAUAUUUUGUUUAUACAUAUUUCUUUAUGUUCUUGAAACUUUUAUUCCUAUAAAACUUAUCUUUUUUUUUCUAUGGUCACACAGUGUGUGUCUUAGGUAAAACGUGUGAAGUACAAGUGAAUAGAAUUUGUCAGCGUGUGUUCUAAAUUGUAAGCAUAAUAAAAUUAAACGUUGAGUUGCGCUCGACUAGUUAAUAUAUAUCAUAUAUUAUACGAGUAGGUAUGUAUCUAACAUAUAUAUUUACAUUAUAAUAUAAAUUUACUGUCGUAGUAACUUUUACUUCUCAGUGGUAGCUUUUAGCUAAAUUUGUUGUUUGUUGCUGUAAUUUUACUAAAUACACUUAAGAUAAAAUGUAACGAUUCUUUGUAAUAGUGAACACAAUUUUACUAGUCUACGUUUAGUUUUAGAGAAUAAUACCUCUGGAUUUUAGAUGUAAAAAUCUGUAACCGUCUAUAAUUUUUAAAUGUUUACGCAUGUAUUCGAUCAAAGCGUGAAGCGAAAUUUGAAUGGAUAUACGAUAUAUGUAUUUACGUGCCAGGAACUUUAUUUACUUGACAACCUUCAACUUUGUGAACUGUGUACAAACAUUUCUGAGUCAAAUAUAUUGAGAUUAAUGCCCGCUUUCUGAAAGACUGUUCUUUUUUAAUCUGAUGUCAGAAGGGAUUACAAAUGUUAUUAGUCUAAUGGCUAAAAUUAUGAUUGUUUUCUCGCUGGCCAGUCUUUCAGGGAGCGGAGUUCUUUAUUUGAAUUUACUUCGAAUUUUCCACGUGUACGCACAAUAGUGAGUUUAUAAAUAUUUUGUACUUGAUUGUACAUUCUAGAAAAGUAUACAGGAUAUUUUUUAAGGAUUGUCUUUGGUACGACUCCAGUACAUUAGUUUACAUCUUUCAUUGAAUAAAACAUAAGUACAUACAGUGUAGAUUUGUUAUUGUGGCGUCGGCUCACAUAUUUUUUAAUUAUUUGUAAAUAAAAAUUAUUGAGAUAAAUAAA